This is a messenger RNA of Syngnathus acus (greater pipefish), 3223 nucleotides long. It is a transcript of the gene pigg, whose product is annotated as phosphatidylinositol glycan anchor biosynthesis class G. Gene Ontology annotation, biological process: GPI anchor biosynthetic process. Gene Ontology annotation, cellular component: endoplasmic reticulum membrane. The record is from RefSeq and is a predicted model, not a curated record. The transcript is spliced from 13 exons. Bases 1 to 2883 code for a protein of 960 amino acids. NCBI's taxonomy places the organism in Eukaryota, Metazoa, Chordata, Actinopteri, Syngnathiformes, Syngnathidae.
AUGAAAGUCCGUUCGUCUACAUUUGCUUCAUUAAUUUUAAUAUUGGAAGUUUUGGGGGUUGCACUUUUCCUAAGGGGAUUUUUCCCUGUGCCUGUCAAGUCUUCUCUGUCGUCUAAGAGCAGGCAAAACCUGCCUGCGGAGCCGCUGUCAGUGGGCUCGCCCAAUUCGUCUCACAUCCCUCAGCCCUUAUUCAAAAGGGUUGUCAUCAUGUUAGUCGAUGCACUGCGGGAGGACUUUGUGUUUGGAGCCAAUGGUCGCACGUACAUGCCCUACACAAGACACCUGGUGGAAAGAGGCUCGACACUUAGCUAUGUGGCUAAAGCUAGAAUUCCAACUGUCACCAUGCCCAGGAUCAAAGCUCUUACCACUGGCAGUAUUCCAGGUUUUAUUGAUGUGGUGAUGAAUCUAAAUUCCCCAUCGUUACUGGAAGACAAUCUUAUUUGGCAAGCCAAAACCGCGGGGAAAAAAAUGAUCUUUUAUGGAGAUGAGACAUGGGUGCGCCUCUUCCCCAAACACUUCAUGGAGUACGAUGGCACAACGUCCUUUGUGUCUGACUACAUUGAGGUUGACAACAAUGUGACCCGCCACUUGGAUAGCACGCUCAAGAGAGACGACUGGGACAUUCUGAUCCUCCACUACCUUGGACUUGACCACAUUGGUCAUAUCAGUGGACCCCACAGUUCGAUGAUUCAGCCCAAACUUUUGGAGAUGGACGAUAUUCUUAAGAAGAUCCACGCUGCCCUCAUUUCAAAGGAGGUAGAGGGAUCAUUGCCCUAUCUGCUUGUUCUGUGUGCGGACCACGGGAUGUCAGAAACCGGUAGCCACGGAGGCUCCUCAGAACCAGAAGUCAAUACACCCCUGGUGCUCAUAAGCCCCGCUUUCAAGAGGAAAGUGGGAAUGGAGAAGCCUGAUGAAAUUGAGCAGGUGGAUCUGACUCCAACCUUGGCCCUGGCCCUGGGCCUGCCCAUAUCUCAAAACAGCGUGGGCCGUGUCAUUCCGAGUGUUUUGGAGGAAAGCUCACUUCGAGACCAGCUGCGCUUUCUGCAUCUCAAUGGCCACCAGCUGAGCUGCCUGCUCAAAGACAGCAUUCCAGACUAUGAGAGAGAAGCAGGAUUUGAACAGUACCGUGUGGCAGAGAAGGCGCACGGGAGUUGGGUGAAGCGCUACCUGGAGGGAAACGUGUCCGAGGUCUUGACCAACAUGGGCAAGAAAGUCCUGAAGCAGUACUUGGAAGCGCUGUCCGCUAUGAGCUCAGCCCUCAGCAAACAGCUGGGCAAAUACGAUCUGUACUCCAUGAUUGCUGGAAUGGUCUUUGUAUUUCAGCUGCUGUUGCUCUUACUGCUGGCAAUGCCUGAAGCCCUGAGCAACUCCGCAGCUGUGGACCUUCCAGUCAUGUCGGCCCUUCUCUCUUUACCUUUUUACCUCUUGUGCCUGCUGCUUGCGUCAGUGCAUGUUCUGGUGUGUACAUCUGCCGAGAGCUCCUGCUACUUCUGCAGCCUCUCCUGGGCUCUCGUGUUUGCCGCCAUCGCCUUCACUUCAGCCAUGUCUUGUUUGCUGCUCGCUAUGAUGACGAGACGAUCCCCCCUGGGACUUAAGUUUCACGGAAAGUCCCCGUUGAAGAUCAGUAGCACUGAGUGGUCCCUGUCAGAGUUGGACGUUUUGCUGCUGGCGGGCACAGCCGGCCACACUCUUAGUCUGGCGGCCAGCAGCUUCGUAGAGGAGGAGCAUCAGACCUGGUACUUCCUUCUCAGCACCCUCUGCCUUGUAGUCUUCCAGGACGUGUGUCGCAAAUACUUCCGAGAGAAGAGCGGCCUGGGAGGUGAAGAAGAAGUCCUUCCUUACAAAGACAACCCAAAGGAAGAGCUCUACUCUGAGAAGUGGCUAGCUUUAGCCACGCCCCCUUUUGUUUUGCUCUGCUGUCGACUGCUGCGCUCCCUCAACCAGACAGGUGUGCAGUGGGCUCAUCUUCCUGAUCUAGGCCAUUGGCUGAACAGCUCCGAACACAAACUGGUCCUGUCCCUGCUGUCUGCUCUCUGUUUGGUUUUCAUCUACUUCCUGAUUCAAAGACGAUGCUCGUUGGUUUCUAAGGUUGCCCUUGCACUUGGACUUUUGGGGGUCUACAGUUACCGGUCAGCUGUCGGCAAUGUCUUGUUUCCUUGGCAACACUCCGGUCGGAACAUGUCCAAGGGCAUCGUGGAAGCACGCUUCGUAUACGUGUUUGUUUUGGGUAUCCUCUUCACUGGUACUAAGGACCUGCUGCGGUCCCAGAUCAUCACAGCUGAUGCCAAACUGAAGAACAGAGGGCUAUGGGAGAUUUACAGUGGCCUGGUCUUGUUGAUUUCACUGUUGUUCCGUCCCCACAACCUGCCGGUGUUGUGCUCCUGUCUGCUCGUCCAAACACUUAUGGCCCAGUUCAUCUGGAAGAAGCUCCACUAUGAUGCAGCCCAGACCACCAUCAUGCACUACUGGUUUGGUCAGGCCUUCUUUUACUUCCAAGGUAAUUCCAACAGCAUUUCAACUGUGGACAUCUCAGUCUGGUUUGUCGGUUUAGACAACUACAUUGAAGCUCCUGCCAUCUUCUUAACAGCCCUCAGUACAUAUGCUGGGCCACUGCUUUGGGCUUGCCACCUUGUCUGUUACCUCAGUUCAGAGAGAAACAGGAGUCCUGCCGCAAUGGGCCACGGUUGCUACUGCCUGGCUCUGCUCAGGUCGGUGCCCGCGGCAGCCUACAUUGUUCUGGUGACUGUCCUGCGCUACCAUCUCUUCAUAUGGAGCGUCUUCUCUCCUAAAUUACUGUACGAGGCCAUGCACCUGCUUCUCACAGCCGGCGUCUGUCUCAUCUUCAACACGGUGGAACAAAGCCACACCUCUGCCGCAGCUUAAGACAGCUUCUUGCCAAGUAAGAGAGUUUGCCCUGACUUUUGAAGGGAAGAGAAUUGAAAGUCCAAUUAAGUGAAAAUGGUUUUUGAGGAUUGUAAGAUCUCAGGGACCCCCAAAAAGAGGGCUGCUUAACUAUACAGGGCAGCAUUUGAUGCUUUGCUCCGUCAGACCCAAAGGAAACGCAAUAGAAAUUUGCCCAGUGAUCACUAAAUUCAGCUUUACUGUGAAAAUGAUUCGUUUGCUUUUCUAGUUUGCAUCGUAUUAAAAACAUGGGAUGUUUAUAUCGUGUCAUGUUCAGAGUGAGUGAGCGAGAUAGACAGAUGAAUACAGGACAGCAAAAGAA